Messenger RNA from Lachancea nothofagi CBS 11611, 960 nucleotides. The record is from the annotation of a GenBank genome assembly. NCBI's taxonomy places the organism in Eukaryota, Fungi, Ascomycota, Saccharomycetes, Saccharomycetales, Saccharomycetaceae.
AUGCAUCGAAUUGCUCGGAAUCCACUGCGGCUGCUUCAGAGAUGCUAUUCAAGCUAUCCCAUUGGAAACACUCAGCCGAAAACUAUAUCUGAUCUCUAUGCCAAAUAUAUGGCCAAAGAACCAAUAACGAUGAUCACCGCCUACGACUUCAUAACCGCUAGUUGGGCGCAAGAAGCCAACUGCGAUGUGAUCCUCGUGGGCGACUCAUUAGCGAUGUGUGCUCUAGGGUACGAAUCCACGACUGAGAUUGGGCUCGACGAAUUCAGGUACCACGUACAGGCGGUCUGCCGUUCCCGCGGUCCUGCUUUCGUGAUGGUUGACAUGCCAUUUGGAACCUUUGAAUCGAGUAUAGAAAAAGGCGUGGAAACUGCGAUUUCUCUUAUGAAGUGCUCGCCACGGGUUGGAGGUGUUAAGAUCGAGGUUGGGACUCCCCAAGGAGACUCCUGCGAACAGGACUACUCUCUCAAGUUGGCUACGGAGCUUUGUUCUCGAGGUAUUCCUGUGAUGGGCCACAUAGGGCUUACGCCACAACGAAUGCAUGCCUUGAGCGGAUUCAAAGUACAGGGCAGUAAGUCUGCGAAAGAUGCUGUGGGGAUCUACCGGACGGCGCAGAAUUUGCAAGACGCUGGUUGUUUUUCGGUGCUCCUUGAGUGCGUCCCGCAUAAGGUAUCCAAUUUCAUUGCCGAGAAGCUGCACAUUCCAACAAUUGGUAUAGGAGCAGGCGCAGGUGUGAGCGGUCAGGUCUUGGUGCAAUCAGAUGUGUUGGGCAUGAUGCCUGGAAAAGUUCCUAAAUUAGCCCAAAAAUUUGGCGAUUUGCACGCUCAGAGCGUUGGGAUGAUUCAACAGUAUACAAACGACGUCACGGCACAAAGCUUUCCAAACAAUGAUAAGAAUGGGUUCAAGAUCAAAGAAGAUAUAUGGUACGAAUUUCUCGAGCGUUUAGCGCAAGAGGCGAAAUAA